AUGGAAGGUUGUGGCGGCAAUGGCUCUCACGAUUAUAGUCGAGGUAAUGGACUCACAAAAAAUCCAAAUGCACAAACAUUUCCUCUAGACUCUCCUUCAUGGUACACACCUACUCAAUUUGGACCUCAAAACUUCAAAAAUCACCAAGGGACAUUUUUUCCUUCAAUUACAUUUGGGGAAUUUUCUUUCUCUAGUAAAGGGAUAGAUAAUAAUACGUUCCAAGAGGAUGGAGUAGUUGUGGCACCAUUUGCCAUGGAUCAAAACUUAGGUGUUGAUUGCAUGUUUCAAGAUAAACGACAUUGCACAUCACCGUUGGAGCAAGUAAAAGGUUAUACGAACAUAAACUUCACCAACGGCGUUAUCAAUUUUCCAAACAAUAGCGUCUCGGAUAAUUGUCCUAUUACUCCUAGGAAUUAUUCAAAGAGACUAUGGACAACCGAAGAGGAUAGCAAACUGUGUAAGCUUGUUGAUCAGUUUGGGACUAAAAACUGGGCAGUGAUAUCAGAUUAUAUGGAUGGAAGAGCUGGGAAACAAUGUCGUGAGAGAUGGUACAAUAAUCUGCGUCCUGAUAUCAAGGCGGAUGAUUGGAGUGAAGAGGAAGAGCGAAUUCUCGUUGAAGCACACGAGAGAAUGGGCAAUAAGUGGUCCAAAAUUGUGAAACUCCUUCCAGGGAGAACAGAAAACGCGAUCAAGAAUCAUUGGAACGCAGCAAUAAGGAAAAAAACAAUGCGUAUCAAGAGUAAAAAGGAUGAACCACUCGAUAGAAAGCCAAAAUCUACAAUUUUGCGCGACUAUAUUCGAGGAAUAGCUUCCACCUCCACAAACAACAACAAUGCAAAGACUAAUUUCAGCACCAAUGUCACUAAAGGCAAUGUCACUACCAUUCCACCCGCCGAUGAACUACUAAAUUCAUCAUACUGCUUUUAUUCACCAGCAAUCGACGACCUUGUCCCAUCUUUUGAUGACGAGUCCACUUUCUUCCAAAACCUGUUUCAAAAUGGCACCACAGCUAGACAACAUGAAAUCACCAAAUCCAUUGAGCCCUUGGUUCUGUCUCAAGAACCACAACCGCACCUAAUUAUUACAAACCCCCAAGAAUUUAAUGGACAUUCGGAAUAUGGGUCAUCAGCUUCUUCAUCAGUACUUCCAAAUGGUCCUUACUUCCCAAUGGGUGAACCUAUUUCAUUUUUUAACUCUAGUAACCUUGACUAUGGUUAUGGAGACAUAAACAUGGACUUAGGACAUGUUUGGAAAAACUAG
Molecule: messenger RNA, 1260 nt
Organism: Erigeron canadensis
Lineage: Eukaryota; Viridiplantae; Streptophyta; Magnoliopsida; Asterales; Asteraceae
Product: transcription factor MYB119-like
Exons: 3
Coding region: 1-1260 (419 amino acids)
Biological process (GO): regulation of DNA-templated transcription
Cellular component (GO): nucleus
Molecular function (GO): DNA-binding transcription factor activity, RNA polymerase II-specific; RNA polymerase II cis-regulatory region sequence-specific DNA binding
Source: RefSeq, a predicted model, not a curated record